AUUGCGAUUGGUCAGCGGCAAUCACUCUGAUAUCAAACAAGGUGAAAUUGUACACGUCACUAUUGAAACAUAUGACUCAAGAAAUAUGCGAAAAAACGUGGGUGGUGAUUUCUUUUUUGCGGUGAUGUCAAAUGGCGGAAAUGUCAGUACGGCUGGCAGGGUUGCUGAUCACAUGAAUGGUACAUAUAGUGUACACUUUUAUGCUGGUUGGAAUGGGUCGGCAAGUAUUCACGUAAUUCUGGUUCACCCACGCGAAGCCGUACAUUGGUUGAAGACAUCGUUUCUUCCACGAGAACGACGUAUAGAAUGGACUGGUAUAUUCUCAAACGUGACAACGAAUGAAACGUCUGUGUGCUAUGUCUCAGGUUCAACCGGAAGUGCGGAAGACGUGUGCGAGUUUGGAAAUCGUAAUUCACUGGGGAACACUGUGUUUGUAUGCGAGAAAGCUGAUAGUCUACCGUGUGAGACGCUUACGUACACUCGAGUCAAGAAGUCUUCUCUGAGUGACGCUGCCGAAAAAAUUGUAUCCGAGUAUGAAGUAGACUAUUUGUUCAAAGGACCACAUAUAAUGACUAAGCUGGCAGGAAGUCCACUCAAGCUUGAAAUUCAAGGGAGGCAUGACAGUAACUUUGACAACCUCCAACCAUGUAUUGCAGAGCUUCCCAUACCUAUCAGCGAUGGAUUCUGGAUCGAUGGAGAAACAUGGCAGUCACUUGUGUGCAGAGCUAGACAUUUUACUUUGCAACAAGCAUUGGAGUGUCUGCGAGGAAAGUCGGUUUACCUUUUAGGUGACUCGACAGUGCGCAUGUGGCAGAAUUUCUUUCGUGUUAACAUGACUAGGACAAUGUCAGCCGCUGGGGCGCAUCGACUAUUGACCAGCGACGAAUACAACGUAUCAAUUUUAUUUGAAUUUCCAGCUAUUCGGAUCGGUUCAGUUUGGUCGGAAUUCAAGAACGAUAAAUACGAAUCAGACGUGCUUGACAGCUUACAAUCGUGCAAUAUCAUCGUUACCUUGAGCCUGACGUAUCAUUUCGAGUCGUGGACGAAUCGAUCAUAUAUGGAAAGGCUACACCAUGUGCACAGUGCUGUUCAACGCCUUAUGUCACGGUGCCCAGGCGCUAUCGUUAUCAUCAAGAGUUCCCACCCGAGGGAGCACACGACGCGGUACAGUCACGUCCAUAGUAGCGACUGGACGCUAUUCCAAAUGAACACAAUAACGAGGAAAAUGUUUUCUGGUAUGGGUGUAAGUUUCCUGGACGUUUACGACAUGUCAUUGUCACAUUAUUCAGUUAACGAUGUCCACAUGCACAUCCCAGCUCGCCAACAAAUAGACUUAUUUCUUUCAUUUGUGUGUCCGUGA
This is a messenger RNA of Saccoglossus kowalevskii, 1360 nucleotides long. Its product is annotated as NXPE family member 4-like. The record is from RefSeq and is a predicted model, not a curated record. NCBI's taxonomy places the organism in Eukaryota, Metazoa, Hemichordata, Enteropneusta, Harrimaniidae.